This is a messenger RNA of Humulus lupulus (European hop), 1267 nucleotides long. RefSeq names its product putative disease resistance RPP13-like protein 1. Gene Ontology annotation, biological process: defense response to fungus. Gene Ontology annotation, molecular function: ADP binding. The record is from RefSeq and is a predicted model, not a curated record. The transcript has a single exon. Bases 182 to 1267 code for a protein of 361 amino acids. Lineage: Eukaryota; Viridiplantae; Streptophyta; Magnoliopsida; Rosales; Cannabaceae.
UAGAGAAAACCCGCACAAACGGCACUACGAACACCCGUUCUCUGAUAUGUCACAAACUCAUAAGGAGCCGUACAAUGUAUAUAAUAUUAUUUGCAUCAAUAUAUAUACAUUUGUCGGUAAAGCAUCCAAGGCACAUGUUAAUCUCGCAGGUUACGAGUAAAGAGGCACAUGCACAUGUUAUAUGAAAAAUAAUAUUUUUCAUAGGUUUGUUUUUAUUUUGUCUUAUUACUUUUCAAUAGUAAGAAGAAACCAUCUUCAUUUUCAAAUUACGGUUGUUUUUCUCAAUAUUACUUUUGCUCUCCCAGAAUCUUCAACUGCACUUGCAACUGAACUAGUGAGGAGAACAAUGGCUGUAGAGUUGGUGGUUGGACCUGUUAUCUCUGCUUCCGUCGACUUUCUGCUGAAGAAGAUCCUUUCUUCUGAAGUGGCAACCUUCUUAAGAGGAAAGAAGGACUCUGGUUUCGAUAGCCUGCUUGACAAGCUGGAGACAACGUUACUCUCUCUUGCUGAGGUACUUGGUGAUGCGGAGCAGAAGCAGAUGAGAAACCCCAGAGUCGAGAAGUGGCUGAACAAGCUUCAAGAUGUUGUGGAAGAUGCAGAGGACCUCUUUGACGAAAUUGAAUACGAUGCUCUCAAGCUCAAGGUGGAAGCAGAGUCAGAACCUGACAAAACUAAGGUAAGAAAAUUCUUCUCUAGUUUCAACCCAACUGAUAUGAACAGAAAGACAGAUAUGGAGAAGCUUCUUGAGAGAUUGGAAACUUUUGAAAAACAAAGGUUCAUCCUUGAAUUGCAAAAGGGUGUGGAAAAAAUCCAAUCACUGAGACCACCUUCAAUAUCUUCCAUAGAUGAUUCUGAAUUUUAUGGUAGAGAUGAUGAAAAGACUAUUUUGAAAAGAAUGCUGCUGUCAGAUGAAGUUGGAAGUGGAAAGAUAGGUGUGAUUCCCAUAGUGGGCUUGGGUGGGAUUGGCAAAACUACUCUUGCUCAAGCUGUUUAUAAUGAUGAUGAAGUCAAGACUCAUUUUGAGCUCAAGGCAUGGGUUUGUGUGUCAGAAGAGUUUGAUGUUUGUAAGGCAAUGAAGACGCUCCAUGAAGCAAUAACUAGAGAUGCUUGUCCUGUUGAGAACUUGAAUGUGCUGCAAGAGAAAAUACAAGAAAGGUUGAAGGAAAAGAAGUUUUUGGUAAUUUUGGAUGACGUUUGGUGUGAGAAAUAUGAUUUUUGGGAUACGAUGAGGAUGAUUUUCAAAGCUGGGGCUAAGGUAGCAAAAUAA